Stegodyphus dumicola is the source of this 810-nucleotide messenger RNA. RefSeq names its product cuticle protein 10.9-like. Gene Ontology annotation, cellular component: chitin-based extracellular matrix. Gene Ontology annotation, molecular function: structural constituent of chitin-based larval cuticle. Lineage: Eukaryota; Metazoa; Arthropoda; Arachnida; Araneae; Eresidae. The record is from RefSeq and is a predicted model, not a curated record.
AAGAUGGAUAUAAAAGGCGAAGAACUUUCAUCUUCAAUAUUCCUCUACCGAAACAGUUUUCUGCUCGUUGUAUCUGCUCUCCGAGUUCACGGUUUAACCAACUACCAUAAUGUUAGCCAAGUUCGUUGUUUUCGCAGCACUCGCCGCAGUGUGCUUUGCCCAGUAUGCACCAUACGCAAAGCCAGAUGAAAUCAAGUAUCCUCCUCAACCUUAUCAAUUCGGUUACGACAGCAAUGAUGAAUACGGAACUUCAUCUUUCCGUAAAGAAGCAGGAGAUGCCAAUGGCCGUGUCCAAGGUAGUUACGGUUACAAGGACGCCCAGGGCAUUGAACGAGUUGUGGAAUACGUCGCCGACGAGAAUGGAUACAGAGCACAGGUCAAAACCAAUGAACCUGGAACUGAAAGCAAGAACCCAGCUGACAUCGAAUUAUACGCCAAUCCCAUUGCUGUCAAUUGGGUUCAACCCCAGAGGUAUCAGGCACAGCCACAGCCACAAGCAUACAAACCCCAGUAUUAAGGACUAGGAUUUUCUGAAUUUCAUUCUUCGUCUUCUAUUUCCAGAAUGAACAUUAUGUUUGUCACAAAAGCAUUCGGAUCAAGAGAUGUAACAAGAGACAUCUUUCUCCAAAUAUGAAUUCGGAUGCUUCUUUGGGCGAACUCUCUUCAAAGCUGAAUCUGUUGUGAGAUUCCAUGUUUUUUCCCAAUGUCCCUUCUUUACACAGCUCUGUUUGCUGCUCUUUUGAUAUCUUUGUAAGAUAUGUUAGCUUGUAUAAUAAAUUAGGUUCACAAUAAAAUCAUUUUUAUGAAAAA